Molecule: messenger RNA, 1482 nt
Organism: Salvia hispanica
Lineage: Eukaryota; Viridiplantae; Streptophyta; Magnoliopsida; Lamiales; Lamiaceae
Product: protein Brevis radix-like 1
Source: RefSeq, a predicted model, not a curated record
UCUCCCACCUAUAAAUACCGCGAUACAACGUCACACUUUGUUUGUUACUCUCUUUUUUUUGUCUCCACACUCCUCAUUUUUUGUUUCCUUUUAUGCACACGAGAGAAUACAAAUAUUCACACACACAAACACACAGUAGCAAUUUAUAAUUAACGCUGUUUUUGAGGCGUGGAGAAAUUCCGGCGGCUUUCGCCGGAGAAAAUUGUGCAUGCGGCGGAGAAUGAGAGGCUCUCAUUCAAUUUCAUCAUAUCUCUGUUUGAUUCAGCUUUUGUCACCGAUUCAUUGCUGGAAUGCAUUGAGGAACUGAAGAUUUCAAUAUAUUCACUGAAAAAUCCACAGCUUUUCGGUAAAGGUAAAAAGAAGAGAAUAUAAAAAAGAAAAAAGACAAGAAAAUGCUGACGUGUAUUACUUGCUCAAAGCAAACAAGGGAAGAUGAGGGAGAAGAAAGCUCGCGUGGGACUCCCAGUACCAAAGACGCCGUCAAAAGCCUGACCUCGCAGAUUAAGGAUAUGGCGUUGAAGGUGUCCGGAAAAGGGAAGCCCGGUGAGGCAGAAGGGAGUUACAAGAAAGGCCAGAGAUCGUAUUCCGAUUUUGAUACGAUGUCGGAUGCAUAUGCACAACAGCCUGCGGGGAGCACAAGCUCCACUCCGGCUUGGGAUUUCACGAGCACAGGGCGCCGCCCUGAAUCAAGAUUCUCCGCCUCAGUCUCGGCCCAGGUAGUGGUGGAGGACGAAGAAGAGCCUAAAGAUUGGACGGCCCAAGUUGAGCCUGGUGUUCAGAUCACGUUUGUCUCCCUCCCUGCUGGAGGGAAUGACCUUAAACGAAUCCGUUUCAGCCGGGAGAUGUUCAACAAAUGGCAAGCUCAGAGAUGGUGGGGUGAGAAUUAUGAUAGGAUAAUGGAGCUAUACAAUGUGCAGAGAUUCAAUCAGCAGGCUAUGAACACUCCUGGGAGAUCCGAGGAUGGAAGAGAGUCUAGUUACUCGAAGCUGGGAUCUAGUAUGGAAAGUCCCGCGAUGACUCCAUCGCAGAACAAGGAGUGGCCUCCAACACCGAGGUAUAAAGACAGCCUCCAAGGCGCUGGGUCAAGUACGGGGAAGGGUGGGGAGAUGUCGUCCGUGGAAGCAGCAUCGAGGACCACGACCUCGUCCCGAGACGUGUCUGUGAGCAAUGCUAGUGACAUUGAGUCGGAAUGGAUAGAGGAAGACGAGCCUGGGGUUUACAUCACCAUCAGACAGCUUCUUGAUGGCACUAGAGAGCUUCGGCGAGUCAGAUUCAGCCGCGAGAAAUUUGGAGAGGUACACGCUAAGCAUUGGUGGGAAACUAACAGAGACAGGAUACAAACUCAGUAUCUUUGCUAAAUUCAACUUUUAUUUUGACAAAACUAAGUUUAUAUUAUCUAACCCAAAAUGUUUGGAACAAGGCAGCUCUUUGGCUUUCUAUUAAUCUGAUUGCGUUUGUAGGUAUUUUACCGCUUUGUUUUCA